GGGGGAUGCGCAGCGAGCACACAGAGCGCACGGAGAGAGCCGGGCCCGGAGCGCAGCGUUGGGAGCAGGGAUGCGGGCGCCGUGAGCCGGGCAUCGUGCGCCCAUGACGGACCUGGCAUCGCCCGCGGGCGAGAACAGCUUCGCCUUUCCCGGCGGCGGCGAGGAGGGCUUUGGGGAUGAGAAGGCGUUGGUGAUCCACAGCCAGGCGGAGGAGGAGGCGGCGGGGAAGGAGUUCAAGUGCAUCCUGUGCGGGGAGUGCUUCGGCCAGCAGCCCAGCCUCGCCCGGCACCAGAAGCACCACGCCGGGGAGCGCGCCUUCAUCUGCGCCGAGUGCGGCAAGGCCUUCAGCCUCAAGCACAACCUCAUCAUCCACCAGCGCAUCCACACCGGGGAGCGGCCCUACCAGUGCGACGUCUGCCAGAAGAGCUUCAGCCUGAAGCAGAACCUGCUCACCCACCAGCGCAUCCACAGCGGCGAGAAGCCCUUCUCCUGUGGGAGCUGCGGGAAGCGCUUCCGCGAGCAGCGCUUCCUCCUCAACCACCAACGCACCCACGCCGAGGACCAACCCGGGGCCACCAGCGCCGCCGCCUGCAGCCGCUCGCCGGGCUCGGAGCCGCAUGAGGAAGCCGGUGGUCCCACGGCAGCAGGCGGCCCCUUCUCCUGCACCCGCUGCGGGAAGGCCUUCGGCUGCCGGAGCAGCCUGGCUGCACACCAGCGCACCCACGGCGGCGAGCGGCCCUUCGCCUGCGCCGAGUGCGGGAAGAGCUUCAGCCAGAAGGGCUCCCUGAAGCUCCACCAGCGCACCCACAGGGCCGAGAACGCCCUCACGUGAGCCCCCGCGCCCCGGGACCCCCUCCCAUGGCUGCCCUGCGGGGCUCUCCGUGCCCUGAGCCCCCCCAGCAUGGCUCCAAGCGCUGCACGGAGGCUCGGGGCCGCUGGGCGUCUCAGUGGGCGCCAUCCCCUCGGUGCUGUUGUGACGGCGUGGUCAGUGCCAGCUCUGCCUGAGCCCCCCCAGGCACCCCGUGCUCCCUGCACGGAGCUGCUCUCCUGAUCACCACGAGGUCUCUCCCAUCAGCUGCUCCUGCUCCUCACCUCAGGCUCUCCCGGGCUGUUGGGCACCUAUUGGGUUUCUGCCACCCCCCGGGGCACUGGGAGGAGCUGAGUGAGGCGGCCGCCUCUGGAAAUGGCUGAGUUCCCCGGGUGGUUUCCUCCCCUCCACUCCCAGCACCUCAGCACUGCAGCCAGGUGCACAGCGGGGCCACAGGUGGAACCCCUGAGCGAGGAGCAGCGGGGGGGGGGGGUUUCCCCUCAGCACUGCUGUGUGCACCCCGUGCCCCCGUGCUCCCCAUUGCCCCUUACCCCCC
Molecule: messenger RNA, 1364 nt
Organism: Centrocercus urophasianus (Greater sage-grouse)
Lineage: Eukaryota; Metazoa; Chordata; Aves; Galliformes; Phasianidae
Product: oocyte zinc finger protein XlCOF26-like
Exons: 2
Coding region: 104-832 (242 amino acids)
Source: RefSeq, a predicted model, not a curated record